Molecule: messenger RNA, 876 nt
Organism: Vanessa atalanta (red admiral)
Lineage: Eukaryota; Metazoa; Arthropoda; Insecta; Lepidoptera; Nymphalidae
Product: secretory phospholipase A2 receptor-like
Exons: 4
Coding region: 7-876 (289 amino acids)
Source: RefSeq, a predicted model, not a curated record
UUUCGAAUGGAUUAUAUGUGGGCACACUCAUAUAAGACCUUCUAUAGACUGCAUGACUUGGCUACCAAUUGGCAGGAAGCCCGACAAAUGUGCGAAGCGGAAGGCACAACAUUACUCAUCCCCGAUACACUGGACGAAAUGGAAAACUUAAAACUACUGAUGAGUAACAUGAAGGCACACUACACGGCCAUAUUUGUUGGAAUUCACGAUAAAUUUUCUGUUGGCUAUUAUGUCACCGUUAAAGGAGAACCAAUAACUGGCACUAUUUUGGAAUUACUCUGGGCUGAAGGUCGACCAGAUAACCUCAACGAUACAGAACAUUGCGUUGUUAUGACAAGAGAAGGUUUGUUCGAUGAUCGCCCAUGCUCUGAUAUAUAUCCUUUUGUAUGCAAAAUACUAGGAAACGAGACGAAAUAUAAUGAGCUAUGCGAUAACUUUGAUCCAGGAUACGCUCCCCAUCAAGCGAUAAAUGGUAAAUGUUACAAGUUUCACUCGGAACCGUUGUCUUGGCAUGACGCCUACUUGGCUUGUAAAUUGGAAGAAGGACGUCUAGCUAUAAUCAACUCACCCAAGGAAGCGAGUAUAAUCGUCGGCUUUCUCGGCGAACAUUUAAAUAGUAACAUUCCAGAUCCAAACAUUUUGUACAUCGGCUUCAGUGAUCUGAUGUUCCCAUAUCAAUAUAGAACUAUUGAAGGUCAAACCCUUGACGACGCCGGCUACGCAUCAUGGAGUCCUAUGAAAGAGGGCAACAAGGAAAUAAAAGUAAAACGUUGUGGAGCGAUUUCUAGAACUGGUUUCCUUAAAAUUACGUAUUGUGAUCGACCGGCAAUGUUCCUCUGUGAAAAAAUCCUAAACGGAACUGUGAAUUCAUUAUAG